This is a messenger RNA of Cucurbita moschata (crookneck pumpkin), 2357 nucleotides long. Its product is annotated as basic endochitinase-like. The transcript has 5 exons. NCBI's taxonomy places the organism in Eukaryota, Viridiplantae, Streptophyta, Magnoliopsida, Cucurbitales, Cucurbitaceae. The record is from RefSeq and is a predicted model, not a curated record. Gene Ontology annotation, cellular component: extracellular region. The coding region runs from base 1353 to 2282 and encodes 309 amino acids. Gene Ontology annotation, biological process: carbohydrate metabolic process. Gene Ontology annotation, molecular function: chitinase activity.
CUUUCAGUACUUUCCCUCCAGGCCUGGCUCUCUUUUCGCCCGAUUCUCUCUCGAUUUCUUUGAUCGUUCGUUCCUUUCGUUUCCGCUGAAGACCGAACGACCGAUGAUCGAUUGUUCAAGAUAUGGUUCCCUUCCUCUGAUGGCCAAAAGAACAACAAAAGCGGAUAUGAUUGAUUCUUAUUUCAACGAUCUAUGUUAGCUGUACUAUCAAGCGUGUUUGAUGCCCUCGAGAUUGCUAGGAAGCGGGACAUGCUCAUCGUUUGGGUCCGUUUCUUUCUCUUUUCUUCUUUAACAUUUUUUUUCCUUGGAAUUAAAAUCGCUGUGAAAAUACCUAAGAGGUUUCAGCAAUAUCAAGAACGAAAGUAGCUUCUGGUUAUAGAUAUAUGAAGUUUUUCGAAUUGCAAGAGAUUAUUCCCGUUCCUCUCAAAUGCUUGUCAAAUUACUCUGAUGUGAAAAUGGAACUCGAGAGCCCUGUUUGGUAGUUGAGAAAAUAUUUGAUGUAAUGAAAUGUGAAGUGAUAAGAUAUGAAAGUUAAAAAUAGAAAUAACCUAAAAUUUCAACAAUCUUACACAGGAAAUCGAACUAAAUGAGGCGGGAAUUAGAAAAUAUUGUUAUUUGUGAUCUCUUUUAUGUUUUUACCUGAUUGUUGUGCACCUUGGCGCUGCUUAGUACCAAGUCCGUGCGCAAUUUGAAUUUGAUAUUGAUGUUAUUUCUUAGCCCAUUAGCUUAUCACUUAUGUGCAAUUCUUAGUCAUUAGAAACGUUUGUUGCAAGAUACUAUGUUAUUGUUUGUUUUGCUAUACAUAAACAUAUAGAAUGCAACUCCAUUUCUAAAGCUGUUGAAAAUAAAAUGUGCACAAUUUGAUAUUGAUAGAAGAUCCACGAUCCCUGACAUGUUUAAACAACUCAAAUUCUUUGCCUAAUCCGAUUCAUUUCGAGACCUGUUAUCUCUGGUUUCAAUUUUCAGUUCCCAUUUCUUGUGAAAAUGAGUGAAAUUCUUCGCAUCCAACGAGGCCAAUGUGGGGAACCAGAUCGGUGCCAAGUUCUGAAACAAGAGAGUAGAAUAUGGCCUUUCCGGCCAUUGGAUUUUACGGUAACCCCUUCUUUCCAGCCACGGCUCUCCGGUGAACGAUAAUUGUCAACCUGUUUGACCGGCACUAAUGCAGCAGAAGCCCACCGUUUACCUUUUGGACUUUUCCGAGUUGACUCUGAAAUCAAUAUAAUAAUAAUAGAAAAUGUAUGUUUUAAUUGACCGUAAAAACCUACCGGGACAAUCAAAUUCUGUCCAUAAAUACCGAAUCAACCACUAACUAAUUCUCACAUCAAGCUUUAGAUAUUUCUAACAUUUUCAAUAUGGAAAUUCAAUUUUCUUCUUCAUUUGCCUGCUCUCUUCUCAUAAUUCUCGUCUUCCUGGGCUGUUAUUCUGAAGCAACUGCUGGCCGUGGCGGCAUUGGCGGCGGAAUUGCGACCUAUUGGGGCCAGAACAUAAGAGAGGGGCGGCUGACCGCCGCCUGUGCCACGGGGAAGUUUAAAAUCGUCAACAUCGGGUUCCUCUCCACGUUUGGCAACGGUCAGCUGCCGCAAGUAAACCUAACGCGCCACUGCAGUCCCAUCUGCAACGGCUGCUGGAAUGUGAGUGCUGGUAUCGUCAACUGCCAAAACGACGGCGUUAAAGUCAUGCUAUCCGUCGGCGGCCCUCAUGGAAACUACUCCCUCUCCUCUGGCGCCGAGGCUCUAGACCUGGCCGACUACAUAUGGAAUAACUUCCUCCACGGCCACUCCACUUCACUACGGCCAUUCGGUUAUGCACCCUUGGACGGCGUGGAUUUCAGGAUUGAGCGCGGGGAGUUCUCUCCCUACUACACUCUACUUGCUCGGAGGCUACACGACUACGGCCGGCAAUGGGGUCGGAAAGUAUACCUCACGGCGGCUCCAGGAUGCCGUUUUCCCGACAAUUACUUAACCAAAUCGCUUUACACCGGACUUUUCGACUAUGUUUGGAUUAGAUUUUUCAACGACAGGCAAUGCCAGUACCAUUCCGGCGAUCCAUCUGGGUUCCGGAGGUCGUGGAUGCAGUGGAUACAUUCAAUUCCGGCAAGAAAAUUUUACGUGGGAAUUCCGGCGUCUGAAGAAGCCGGCGAUGGGUACGUGACGCCGGCGGUGCUCAUAAGGGACGUGCUGCCAUUUGUUAAAAGAUCCGCUAGCUACGGCGGCGUCAUGCUUUUCGACUUGUCGAAUGAUGUUCAAACGAACUAUAGCUCUUUAAUCAGUCGUAGGGUUUGAAAUCUCAAGAUAUUGUUCUCUUUUAAGUUUGGUUAGAGCAUUAAAAGUUGAUUAAUGAAUAAGUUAAAUUGAUUG